GGAAUAUACUUCUCAAAGUAAGGUCGCCCCUCACAGAAGGAACUGACGAAAGCACCUGCCGCACCACCAUGGCCCAAAUCAAGACCUGCCACUUCAAGCUCGUCCUAAUCGGGGACACCGCUGUCGGGAAGUCAUGUCUUGUCGUCCGAUUCGUUCGCGACGAGUUCUUUGAGUUCCAAGAACCGACAAUUGGAGCGGCGUUCUUGACCCAAACCGUCAGCAUGGACGAUGGGGUGACCGUCAAGUUUGAAAUCUGGGAUACUGCAGGCCAAGAACGAUACCGCAGCUUGGCACCGAUGUAUUACCGUGGCGCCGCAGCCGCGAUCGUCGUUUACGAUGUCACGAACAAGGACUCCUUCACUGGGGCGAUGUCGUGGGUUAAGGAAUUGCAGCGCCGAGGUGACCCCAACGUGAUUAUUGCCCUUGCGGGGAACAAGGCGGAUCUAGAAUCUCGCCGAACAGUCGAAUUCGAGGAAGCGCGUCAAUACGCGAAUGACAACGGCAUCUUGCACAUGGAGACAUCGGCGAAGACUGCCGCCAACGUCAAAGACUUGUUUGUCGCCAUCGCCGAAAAACUCCCAAAGAACCCGACACAGCCCGAACGCGAAGCGUUUCCCAUUACCGCUCCUCCUAGCCAAAAGCCAGCGCGGGGUGGAUGCUGCUAAGCGCAUGCUGCUCAAUGGCCCACAAGUCCAACGAAGUGUGCACGGGUCAAUUGCAUUGCCUUUUAUAUGUAGAAGAAGGUUCUUGCUUAACCCCUCGGUUGAAUGAGAAGGAUAUUUUAUUUCAAAUGAGAUUCAAAUGAAUCCAUCGCGUUCUCAAACUUAAUCGCGGCGUUUGUUGGAUUGAGCAAAAUGGAGCUUGGCGUCGUCGUCGAUGCCCACGGUGCGGUUGAUGCCAAACAAGCGGACGCCAUGCAGCUCGGGAAGCUUCGCCAAGAUUAGCACUAUCCACACCGGCACAUUGAUCAGCAACUGGGUGGUGUCGUAGUUGGAGUUGACACUCGCCCACAACAACAAGAGUGUCGGGACCACGAUCAGGAACUUCUUUAUCCAUGUCCACGGUCGCCCGUCGUCGAUUUGCUCGUAAAAUGUCAGCUCCCGGUACUGGCCGCCGAGACUAGACGGGUCUUCGUCUGGGGACCCUUUGAUCCAAUGCAUGGUCAAGAAGGAGAAAAACCCGUGCACAAUGUUGACGCUUGUCCACGCCCAGUCCACAGGUACGAUCGUAUGCACAACGAUGUAGAUGAUGAACAGGGUGAUCACAUAGAACCCCAUGAACCCAGGAGAGUCCAUCCAGUUGACGUUUCUGUUCAGGUUCGGCUCCAGCGGCGUCGCACUGCUCUCUCGUUGCAUGGCGUCGGUGAUGGAGGCAAGAUGAAAGUUUUGGAACGA
Molecule: messenger RNA, 1394 nt
Organism: Aphanomyces astaci
Lineage: Eukaryota; Oomycota; Saprolegniomycetes; Saprolegniales; Verrucalvaceae
Exons: 4
Coding region: 69-665 (198 amino acids)
Molecular function (GO): GTPase activity; GTP binding
Source: RefSeq, a predicted model, not a curated record